Messenger RNA from Xylaria bambusicola, 2328 nucleotides. RefSeq lists its product as uncharacterized. The transcript has a single exon. The coding region runs from base 445 to 1824 and encodes 459 amino acids. NCBI's taxonomy places the organism in Eukaryota, Fungi, Ascomycota, Sordariomycetes, Xylariales, Xylariaceae. The record is from RefSeq and is a predicted model, not a curated record.
ACGCGUCCCUCUCUCUCCCUUGCCAGAAGCCAGCGCCCAUUAAAAGCAUUUCCCCCCGCGUCUCGUCUCGUCUUCUCUUUUCCGCCCCCCCAUCUAACCCACGCUCUAACCCACGUCCACCACUCUCGUGUGUCAUUUUGCUGCCCACAGAAAACAACCCGUCUCAACUCGCGUCGCAUAACAUUCCCACUCUCGUUUGGACGGCUUUGCGGCUACACACAUUCUUAUUCAAGUUCCUCCUUUCUGCCGCCUUUUCACCGCCAUCAGUCUAUUUCCCAAGGGUCGUGAAGCCUUGAAAGAACAUCCCUGCAUGCAAGUGUUGGCCUUGCACGCACUAUCUACCUAGUCUAUCCCCUGUCCGAGUCAGUCCUUGCGCUGCGCGCGGGCUCGUAUACCUACCUAGGUAGUCAUCCAUUACACUCAUCCCCUACGCAAAAUCAGAAUAUGUUACCGUACACCGCCAUGAACAUAUUAGGUGCUCGUGCACGCGUCGCUGAAGAUGACGGCGUGCUCGGCCCGGCAAAUACCACCAAGAUGAAGACAAAGCGCCGCCGUUGCACGCCCACGGCCCCACAGCCCGGCUCUCUUUACGACAUCCUACACGACAAUGCCGGUGUCUCGCUAUUCGUGCGCCCGCUCUCCUGGACCGACCUCCACACCAAGCUGCUCGGCUGUCGCUUCGUACAGCUCCCUGCCUUUGACGCACCAACCCCUCCUUCAUCUCUACCUUUGCCUUCGUCAUCCCCUUCAUCAACACCGCCAUUGCCGCCCGCAUGGUCAUCUUUCAAUCCCGCGCCUAAAAAGUCCAUCAACAUCCCCAAGAUCAUAGAUUGGCUCAUGUCCCCUAACAAGCAUGAAGAGUCCAAGAAUCGCGCCAUGGCCGCCAUGCUUGCCGACUUCUACCCCCAAGCCUUCACGUAUCCCCAAGACCACUUCGACCUCGAUCUGAGAUUCGGCAACCGCCGCUACGAUCGCCUCGUUCGUGUUCAGCUACUAUUCAACCACAUCUAUCCAUCCUUGAUGUCGUUUGAUUCUUCCACCACCAUCUGCAGCGCCUCACAUUCCCAAACCGUGAGCAUUUCUAAUGAGCCGUCUGUCCUGGCCUACGUGAGCCGCAGUCGCCUCAGCCACAUCAGAAACUCCUGCUACAACGUCCAUCCCGGACCCCCAGGAAUCUUCAAUGGCCCCGUUCGUCGGUUGCAAGCUCUCCGCUCCAAGUCCCUCAUGCCCAAGAACCUGGAUGAAGAUCCUUAUUUUAUCUCCGUCAUGCUGGCCUUGGCUCAACAAUCCGUCUACCCCAAUCUCAGGACCAACCACGGAUUCGUCGCUCGAGAUGUCAAGGUCCAUCUAUUGACGGUUGCCGAAGAGGAGGCAGCUUUCAUAGUCUACACGGCAACGGUGCCCGCAGCCCUCCUUUCCAUGUUCCAUGAGCCUGAUGUCGCGCCUACUGGUAACUCGAGCCUUCAAGUCGAGUAUGCUCGAAUUCCCGCUUGGCCGAUAGAGGACCUCAAAGAGCGCCUAGGCAAGGCUCUCGGCUCAGAUAUUGUGGGUGAUUUGAGCGAUGCUCCCAUGUACACUCACGAGGACACUUAUGAAGACGAGGCCGAAGCCUUCCCACCAUCCAUCACAAAGUCAUUUUACUAUCCGUCCGCGCCGAAGCGCAAACGGGGGGUCUUCUCUGAGGUCAUGAAUACCAGCUUCUAUGAAGACCACGAGUCCGAUGCCCCCAGAAAGGUCAAAGCCAAAAAGCGGCGUAGAAUUGAGAAGAAAACUCGGGAACUCGGCAUUGUUCGGACAUUGUUUAGCACAAAAGGGCCAUCAUGAAUGGCCUAGGCGUUUUGUGAUGAGAGAUGCGGGUUUGGCAGGUUGCAUGUUUCGGUGCACGCACGAGAUUACGAGGGUUUGAUAUGGCGGGAUACAGGAGUUGGGCUCCUUGGCGUUCACAGGUUGCCACACAUUAGAGAGCAAGGUUUUGCGCUCGGGCUGGCUGGAUGGGUAUGUUCACUUGUUUGGCGGCGGUAUGGCUCAUUGCACACAAAUUCUACAAGUUGGCCUUGAUCAUCAAUUGCAUUCAGAUGGCAAAACACACGGACGGAUACCAAAGGGCACACAGGGGGGCGUUUUCUUUUUAUUGAUUUUGCAGAGAAUUCUACCGACUCGCAAGAGUCAAUGUGCAUUUAUCAUUCUUCCACGUAGCUUCUACUCAGGGAUUUCAUGCAAUGAAAGAAGGCUGCGAUUACGCUUUUGAUCACAUUCCUUACUCUACCGCUGUUCUGUCGCUCUUCUGCCGCUGUUCCUUUUUGCGGUGACUAACUGACUGACUGAACC